AAGCAUUAGACGGUUUGUUAGAACGCAGUACCCGCCACGUCGUGAUCUUCCUUUAUUAACACUCCGACAGCUCCUACCCGGCCCGGCAUUCUUCAAAGCCGUUAACCUAACUCCGACGAAGUACCAAAAUUCCGAUCAUUUUCAAUUUCUGAAAAUUUUUAGUACUGAAUCCGAAAAUUCAGUUAAGAAUUACUAAUAAUUGAGUGAGAAGGAGAAAAACGAAAUGGACAACAGAGAAGUAGAGAACGGAGGAGGAGGAGUAUGCUCAUCGGAAACUGUUAACGGCGGCGAAGAUGUCUUCAGUUGCGAAAACUCCGAUACUUCAUCUGCUGAUCAUCUUGUAAUAAUGGUCCACGGUAUACUCGGAAGCACAACUGACUGGAAGUUUGGUGCUGAGCAGUUUGUUCGGAGGUUUCCUGACAAAGGUUUUGUUCAUUGUAGCGAAUGUAAUAUUGGAAAACUAACAUUGGAUGGUGUGGAUGUAAUGGGUGAGAGAUUGUCAGAGGAGGUUCUUGAAGUGAUCAAGAGAAAGCCAGAUCUGAAGAAAAUUUCUUUUGUGUCACACUCAGUUGGAGGGUUGGUGGCAAGAUAUGCCAUUGGGAGGUUAUAUAGACCUCCUAGAAUGGAGAAUAUUGAGGAUUUAUCAGCCAAAGCAUGUGUAGAAGGGUUCAAGGGUUGCACAAUAGCUGGUUUGGAACCAAUAAAUUUUGUCACUGUUGCCACACCUCAUCUUGGGUCUAGGGGUAACAAGCAGGUGCCAUUUCUGUUUGGUGUAACUGCCUUAGAGAAAGCUGCUUUCCAUGUAAUCCAUUUGAUAUUUAAAAAAACGGGGCGGCACCUUUUUCUUUGUGAUAAUGAUGAAGGGAGGCCUCCAUUACUUAAACGCAUGGUGGAAGACGAUGGUGAACUACACUUCUUGUCUGUGUUGCGUUCAUUCAAGCGCCGAGUUGCAUAUUCAAAUGUUGGCUAUGACCAUAUUGUUGGUUGGAGAACAUCAUCUAUUAGACGUAAUAAUGAACUACCCAAGUGGGAAGACUCCUUGAAUGAAAAGUAUCCUCACAUUGUCUAUGAAGAACAUUGUAAGGCAUGUGACUGUGAGCAAGGUGAGUCUGUUGUGAAGGAAGAUGAUUCUUUGGACAAGGUGGAAGAAGAAUUGGUGACUGGUUUAUCUAGAGUAUCAUGGGAUAAAGUGGACGUUAGCUUUCACAGGAGCAGGCGUAAAUUUGCUGCUCACAGUGUUAUUCAGGUGAAGGAUCAAAAACUGGAUGCUGAAGGUGCUGAUGUUAUACAACAUAUGAUCGAUAAUUUUAUCGUAUAGAGGCCAAAUCAAAUAUGAAACUUUCUAGGUGAUCAAUGAUUUGCAUGGAGAGGCAGAUCUAGAGGGUUUAUUAUCAGUUCACAGGAACGUAGUAAUUUUGCCCAAACUCUCUAUAUAUAUUAAAAAAUUUGUUAAAUAUUUAUAAAAAUGAUUGUGUAACUAAGUUAUUAUUAUAGUAUUAACUUGAGUUUGUUAUAGGAACUCAUAAAAUUCAAAUUUUGGAUCCUGCCAGACUUGCAGGUAAGGUUCUCUUUGUCACUUCUAUGACUUGUAAAAACGAUAAGCCAUAUUAGGAACGAUAUUAACUCACUGUUUUUGUGCUCUAGUGUACAUGGUCACAGGUCCAUUCAUCAACGAUAUAUAUUACUCUGUUUUAAUUUGCUUU
Messenger RNA from Solanum dulcamara, 1703 nucleotides. RefSeq names its product lipid droplet phospholipase 1-like. The record is from RefSeq and is a predicted model, not a curated record. Bases 224 to 1318 code for a protein of 364 amino acids. The transcript has 12 exons. NCBI's taxonomy places the organism in Eukaryota, Viridiplantae, Streptophyta, Magnoliopsida, Solanales, Solanaceae.